This is a messenger RNA of Venustampulla echinocandica, 3330 nucleotides long. RefSeq lists its product as uncharacterized. The transcript is spliced from 2 exons. The record is from RefSeq and is a predicted model, not a curated record. Gene Ontology annotation, molecular function: sulfite reductase (NADPH) activity; FMN binding; oxidoreductase activity, acting on the aldehyde or oxo group of donors. Bases 1 to 3330 code for a protein of 1109 amino acids. NCBI's taxonomy places the organism in Eukaryota, Fungi, Ascomycota, Leotiomycetes, Helotiales, Pleuroascaceae. Gene Ontology annotation, cellular component: cytosol.
AUGGGUGAUGCAAUGGAGGUCGACAUGGAGCCAACGAGGGCGAGGGGAACGAAGCGUGGCUCCGAUGGCCAGCUCCCAACGGCAAAGCGACUUGGCCUGGUGCAGGAACCCGCAGGCGGCGAAGUUCUCCAGAACGCCUGGAAUGCGGAAGAUGAAUCCUCCUCUUUCCGAAAAUUCACCUCGAGAUCGACAAGUCUUCCAUUCGGCCAGCCAGUGGACUUCUCAUCCAUCAGCGGCCCUACCUAUAUCACCGCCCAGACUUUGGUCCAGCAAGUAGCAUAUGCGCUGUCUGACAAAAUUUUCUCGUACUCCCCCGAGUCCUUCGAUCUGGACGUUGCCGUGAAGAAUUGGUCCGCCCAGAACACUCCAAACGCCAAUGGCUACACUACACAAAUUGCCCCUAUGCAGACCCGCGUUGGGGCGGGAACAAUCGCCCUUGGAUAUAUGUUCUCAAAGGAUUUUGACUUGGCAAAGCGCCACAUCCCUCAAACACUUUUGGCCUCCUCUUCGAGCUUGCAUAGCCUGCAAUCAGCACUGGAUCAGCUCUCCCUCCUGUAUUCAGUUGCCAACCCAUUUGUCGCCCACGUUUCCGCGGUUGACUAUGCGCCGGGAGGACUCGUGUCUGAUUACGCCACCGCCCUAACUGUGGCAGAGGAGCUUGGCCUUGGCCUUGUUUCUAGCUCCUCUGCUUACGAGGCCCAGCACAUGUCCUUAUUCGCUACCUUGCUUGCUACCGUGCUACCAACCAUCCAUAUCUAUGAUGGUAUCAAUGUUGGACGUGACACUCUGCGUGUCAUUGACACUUUGAACCAGACUGGACUUAGCACGGCCUACCAAAGUAUCUCGAAAAAGCUUUCUAAGGUCAGCAAGAAGGCGGAUGCGGAAACCAAGCUCGUUCAGUUGCUUAAUGCUUUUAACAAUGAGCUUGGCACUGCUUACAAGCCCUUUGAGUACCACGGACAUGCUGCAGCAGAGAUAGUUUUGGUUGUAUUUGGCACUGUAGAAUCUUCUCUUGGAAGACAAGUUGCAGAGAAAUUAUCCUCGGAGGGCAAGAAAGUCGGUGUUAUCAACGUACGAGUUUACCGACCAUUCUCUGAAGAAGCAUUCCUGGAUGCACUACCAGCCUCAGUUCGGAAUAUUACUGUUCUUGGCCAGGUUCUGGAUCAGACUGCUGUUGCUGAUGAAUCGGUCCGCUCUCACCUUUAUGAGGACGUCCUCGCUGCCGCGGUGUUCUCUGACAAGUUCACCGUCCCGCCAUCCAUCGUCGAUUACAAAUAUGCCCGAGCAGAGUCUUUCACGCCGAAAUCAAUUGCGUCUAUCUUCCGCCAGUUGGCCAGCAGGAACGCCGAAGCUAGUGAGACGACGGAAUUGCUAGAUGUGGACCAAGUUGAACAAUACUCAUUCUGGGACCUGGAGGAUUCUGCAUCUGCCACUGCUCCCGUUGUAGUUGGUAAAUUGCUCUCUGGCAACUCCGCGAACAAUAUCUCCCUCAACCAAACUCAUGACAACUUUGUCCAAGGUGGAACGAUCAGAACCGAGAUCCGAAGCUCCAACAAGUCGAUCGAAGCAUAUUAUCCAAUUGAGGACGCUGAUGUGGCUUAUGUUGGCGAGGGGAAGCUCUUGAAGGAGAUUGGCAUUGUUAAGAAUGUUAAGACUGGCGGCAAGCUCAUUGUGAAGCUUCCAGGUGUCAAGGAUGAAGAUCUGGAAAAGAAACUGUCCCUUGCUAUCCGAAACGAUAUCAAGUUCAGGAGCAUCCAAUUGUUUGUCCUCGAUCCUACUUUAUCCGCGGCCGUCGAGAAAGAUGCUGCCGCUGAGGUUCUACUCGCCCAAUUGUCAUUCCUCAAGAUUGCUCAACCAGCUCUACUCGAGACUGGACUGGAGCAACUUGCCGCAAUCAAUGGCGGCUUGGACUUGUUGAAGGAGGUUGCAGCUGACCUGGACAAUUCUCUUCGGACCAUUGAGGUUCCAGAAUCAUGGUCUGAGGUCGAGGUCGAUGCGGAAGUUAUCGAACUCCCUCAAACAAUCAAAUCGAGCAGCUUCACCGGAUUUGAGAAAGAUGAAGUUGAGCCACCUUCUCUGCUACGUGACUGGCAAUCUGCUGCCAAAGCACUUGUUUUCAAGGAGGCCUACGGAACGAAGACCAACCUCAGACCAGACUUGUCUGUCAAGACCCACACAAUUACCGUCAAGGAGAACCGUCGCUUGACACCUCAGACGUAUGACCGCAAUAUCUUCCACAUCGAAUUUGAUCUUGGUGACUCGGGGCUCACCUACAACAUCGGUGAAGCUCUUGGCAUCCAUGCCGAGAAUGACGUUGAAGAGGUCAAACAGUUCAUGGAAUGGUAUGGUCUUAACUCUGAAGAUAUUGUUGAGGUGCCUUCGCGUGAAGAUCCAUCUGUUUUGGAUACCAGAACUGUGUUCCAGUCAUUGGUCCAUAAUGUCGAUAUCUUUGGCAAGCCACCAAAGCGAUUUUACGAAGCUCUGGCAGAAUUCGCAACAGACGAGAACGAGAAGAAGGAACUCUUGACACUCGGAGGACCAGAGGGCGCCACAGAGUUCAAGCGCCGCACUGAAGUUGACACCAUCACCUAUGCCGACAUCCUCUUAGAAUUCAAAUCCGCCCACCCCAGCUUCCACGAUAUCGCCCGCAUUGUCGCCCCCAUGAAGCGCCGCGAAUACUCCAUCGCAUCCGCGCAAAUGGUAAACCCCACAACCGUCGCCCUGAUGAUCGUCGUCGUUGCCUGGGUCGACCCCAAGGGCCGCGACCGUUUCGGCCAAGCAUCUCGGUACCUGAGCCAACUCCCCGUGGGCACAAAGGUAACCGCCUCCGUCAAACCAUCCGUGAUGAAGCUCCCAGCAAAGGACUCCGCACCACUGAUCAUGGCCGGACUCGGUACGGGACUCGCCCCUUUCCGCGCGUUCGUCCAAUACCGCGCCAUGCAAAAAGCGCAAGGCAAAGACAUCGGUUCUAUCCUGCUGUACAUGGGCUCUCGUCACCAACGGGAGGAAUACCUCUACGGCGAAGAAUGGGAAGCCUACCAAGAUGCGGGUGUUAUUACGCUGCUCGGCCGCGCGUUCUCGCGUGACCAGCCCGAGAAAAUCUACAUCCAGGACCGCAUGCGGCAGACGGUCGACCAUAUUAUCAAGGCGUAUAUUAAGGAGGAGGGCGCCUUCUAUCUCUGCGGACCGACCUGGCCGGUACCUGAUGUUACUGAGGUGCUGGAGGAGGCUAUUGCCACAGCGGCCAAGGAUUCGGGGAAGAAGGUUGCACCAAGAAAGGAGAUUGAGCGACUGAAGGAGGAGUUGAGAUAUGUUCUCGAGGUUUAUUAA